UUAAUGUGGAUGGAUGGAUUUUGUCGUUUGAGAGACAGGCGCGUAGAGAAACAUUGAAGCGCAGUGUAAUGAGAAGUGUGUUUUCAAUUGGUUAUAAAAAAUUGACUGAAGAUAAAUAAGAAUUCUAAUAAAAACAUAAUUUGAGGAAUAAUGACUACGGAAAAAGAUUUAAUAAAUGCUGUACGAGAUUCAUUAGAAGCUGAUGGAAAACUUGGAUGUAUUAAAGCUGAAAUGCGAAGUGAAGUGCUUAAAUUGUUGGACCAUUCAUCAAAGUCAAGCAAAACAAAUAAGUGCGAAAUGCCGAGUGACGUAUUGCUACUAAACGAGCUGAUCAGAGAAUAUUUUGAUUGGAUUGGUUACAAAUAUACUUUGGACGUUUUUAUGUCUGAGUGUGAUUGUAAAAAACAGUCAUUAGACCGGUCUCUAGUAGCACAAAGUCUGGGUAUAGAAGACAAUGAAGGAACAAAAAAGCUGCCACUACUUUUUUGUCUGACUGAAACAUUUAAAAAACUUAAAAAUACUUGAUUUAUAAAACUUUAAAUGUAA
Messenger RNA from Cotesia glomerata, 546 nucleotides. Its product is annotated as centrosomal protein 20. Gene Ontology annotation, biological process: microtubule anchoring. Gene Ontology annotation, molecular function: protein binding. Bases 151 to 525 code for a protein of 124 amino acids. Lineage: Eukaryota; Metazoa; Arthropoda; Insecta; Hymenoptera; Braconidae. Gene Ontology annotation, cellular component: microtubule organizing center. The record is from RefSeq and is a predicted model, not a curated record. The transcript is spliced from 4 exons.